CCCCCAUCACCCAGGUCAAACUCAAAUGUUCGUCGUCUUUGUCUCAGUGGUGGAGCUCUUCACAGAGACGCCAACACAUUGAGCCAUGGAGAAGUUUGUGCUUGUAUUAGUCUGCCUCCUAGAUGUUUUGGUGUGUUUUGGAACCGGUCAGCACCGUUUACGCGCAGGUGUCGGACCGUGGAGACACCGAAUUCAGUGGGAGAAUAACGGUCAGGUGUACAGUUUAAUGAGCACAGGGACUCAAUAUCGCUCCCCUGCGCAGACCAGAAGACGUACUCAGCUCAUGUUGACAACUAAAAACAGUUUGAACCGACUUCACCCUCCUGUUGCGCUCAGUAGAUCCACCAGUACCAGACAUGGAGACCUCGAGGAGGCAGCCGGGGGUCACUCUCAACAAAACGACCUCAGUCAAAUGGAUGGGUCGGUUCUUGGUGUUGAUGCGGGUCAGUAUUUACUCGCCUCGGGAAUACCCGGGACGCACAGUCAGUCCCCUCCGCGCCUCGCAACCCCCGGAGAGGCUGUUGCUGCGGGAUACCUUUCACAACAGGCAGCGUCAAACGGCGGCGCCGCGGCUUUCACCACCAUCCAGGAGUUCUCCGGCAGUGGAGUCCCGCGAGGAGGCCGGAGUGCACCUGGAGCUGGCUCACAACAGGCCACUGCGUCACCGGUAGGAUCACCGGACUUUACGCACAGCCAAGGCGGAAGGAUAAACUCGGAAUCAACUGCCCGGCCACCUGCCAUAGCUGGAUGGGACACCAUGGGAGAGAAUAGUGGGAACGCACGUCGCAUACCGCAGCAAACCAGUUUAGGAGACGCUCGCAGUGCGCAAAGAGCGCACUCACUGACCAGAAACACUGCAGAAUCAAACGUUUCUCCCACAGCGCCGUCCAGUAACGCCGUAGAAAUACACUUUCCUCGUACAAGGCCGGAAACAACAAGGACUACGGACGUGGAUGACCCACGGGAUCCGCACAGUAUUCAUCACAGAAACUCAGUUUUCUAUAAUGUUUACCCACCAGACCAUAGAAACAGGAUCACUGUGCACCCUCCACCAGGACCGGGCUAUGGCACCAGGUUCUUCCACAAUGGUCUCCCAGACUUGGUUCCUGACCCUUACUACAUCCAAGCUGCCUCUUACAUCCAGAGAGUGCAGAUGUACGCACUUCGCUGUGCUGCUGAAGAAAACUGUCUUUCCAGGUCUGCUAAUCACCCGAAUGUGAGGGACCUCGACUACAGAGUCCUGCUGCGGUUCCCACAGCGAGUGAAGAACCAAGGAACAGCUGACUUCCUCCCAGUGAAGCCCAGACAUGAGUGGGAAUGGCAUAGCUGUCACCAGCAUUACCACAGUAUGGAGGCCUUUAGUACCUAUGACUUGCUGGAUUUCUUUACUGGACAGAAGGUCGCAGAGGGACACAAGGCCAGUUUCUGUCUGGAGGACACAUCCUGUGACCCGGGUGUACGACGACGCUUCGCCUGCACUGCUCACACACAGGGACUCGGCCCUGGUUGCUACGAUACGUAUCACGCCAAUAUCGACUGUCAAUGGAUCGACAUCACUGAUGUACCGCCUGGAAACUACAUCCUCAAGGUGACAGUGAACCCCUUGCAGAUGGUUCAGGAGUCAGAUUUUUCAAACAAUGAGGUGCGCUGCGACAUCAGGUACACAGGAAGCUACGUCCAGGCGAGAAACUGCAGGAUCACUGUAAGCUGACCUGACUGAAGACAAACAUUUUCCCACAGAAACCUAUACUUAAUGCCUUCUUGUUGCUCUUAAUGUGCAGCUGAUACUCUUAAUGUGCAACUAAUACUACUUUAAAAUGUUUUCUAGUUUGUUCAUAUUUAUGUCAUAUGAUAUAUAUUGUAGCUACAACCAGGCUGG
Messenger RNA from Sander lucioperca (pikeperch), 1879 nucleotides. RefSeq names its product lysyl oxidase-like 5a (gene loxl5a). Lineage: Eukaryota; Metazoa; Chordata; Actinopteri; Perciformes; Percidae. The coding region runs from base 86 to 1711 and encodes 541 amino acids. Gene Ontology annotation, biological process: peptidyl-lysine oxidation. The record is from RefSeq and is a predicted model, not a curated record. The transcript is spliced from 7 exons. Gene Ontology annotation, molecular function: protein-lysine 6-oxidase activity; copper ion binding.